Messenger RNA from Chenopodium quinoa (quinoa), 1802 nucleotides. RefSeq lists its product as uncharacterized. NCBI's taxonomy places the organism in Eukaryota, Viridiplantae, Streptophyta, Magnoliopsida, Caryophyllales, Amaranthaceae. The record is from RefSeq and is a predicted model, not a curated record. The coding region runs from base 70 to 1590 and encodes 506 amino acids. The transcript has 2 exons.
UUAGUAAUUAUAACUUAAUCAUCAUAAGCAUUACUUACAAUAUUCAUUAGUGCUAAAUCAACUAAGAGAAUGGGUUUGCCCAAGAUGAUUUAUCUUGGGUUCUUUGUUUUGUUUUUGGCUAUCAUGGCUGAGGCAGCAAGUACUCCCCCAGGAAUCGCUAACAAUCCUUCAAGAGCGUCGUGUAAUAAAAAGGAGUACAAGAUGUGCUAUAACUUAGAGCAUGUUUGUCCUAAAUUCUGUCCUGAUAGUUGUGAAGUAGAUUGUGCUUCAUGUAAGCCAAUUUGUUCUUCUACUUCAUCAAGUGAACAUCAUUCACCUUCGGGAUCAUCUGCGGCAUCAUCCGCUGCAUCAUCUGCUGCUUCAUCUGCUGCAUCAUCUGCUGCGUCAUCUGCAGCAUCAUCUGCCACUUCAUCGGCAACAUCAUCAGCAUCAUCAGCAGCCGCAGCAGCUGCUGCUGCUGCUGCCGCUGCUGCAUCUUCUGGUUCUUCCUCCUCUUCUUCCUCCCCCUCUUCAUCAUCAUCCACGGGAGGACCAAAAAACUCUCAUACAUCAUAUUACCCAACACCAUCAACACCGUCUCCUAAGCCAUCAACCCCACCAACUCCUAAGGCACCAACACCUUCUCCUUCUACUCCAUCAUCGCCUUCAAAGCCUACUCCCUCGACAUCUUCUCCUCCAUCCUCUAAUGCUGGCUAUAGAAAGAGAGCUAAAUGUAACAACAAGAAGUACGGACAAUGUUAUAACCAAGAGCAUAGAUGCCCUGCUAAUUGCCCUACUUCAUGUCAAGUCGAUUGUGUCACUUGCAAGCCUGUCUGCAACUGUGACUAUCCUGGAGCCGUAUGUCAAGACCCUCGCUUCAUAGGAGGAGACGGGAUCACCUUCUACUUCCAUGGAAAGAAGGAUAGAGACUUUUGCCUAGUGACCGACCCCAACCUCCACAUCAACGGACACUUCAUCGGUAAAAGAAAUGCAAACAUGGGACGUGACUUUACAUGGGUUCAAUCCAUUGGAGUCCUCUUCGACAACCAUCGUCUCUUCUUAGGCGCUAAGAAGACCUCCGUAUGGGAUGAUGCCAAUGACCGUCUUUCCUUGGCCUUCAAUGGAGAGCCAAUAUACCUAGAAGAAACCGAAGGCUCUCAAUGGUCAUCCACCUCCACUCCUUUAGUCACCAUAACAAGAACAAGUAAGACCAACGAACUUAUCGUUGAAGUCCAAGGAAAACUCAAGGUCACGGCUAAAGUUGUACCUAUUACCGACGAAGACUCAAGGGUGCACAACUAUGGUAUCACCGAUGAGGAUCGGUUUGCUCAUCUUGAUCUCGGGUUCAAAUUUCUAUCAUUAACCGGAAAUGUUGAUGGUGUAUUAGGAAAAACUUAUGCGAAUGAUUACGUGAGCCGAGUUAAUACUCGUGUAUCAAUGCCGGUUAUGGGAGGAGAAAAAGAGUAUGCUAGUAGUAGCAUUUUCGCCACGGAUUGUUUGGCUUCCAGGUUUUUUGGUGCUCAAGAAGAGACUUCAUUGCCAACUAUGGAGCUUGCUAGCAUGAAUUGUGGUAGUGGGAUGAAUGGACGUGGGGUUGUUUGCAAGAGAUAACUCAAAGUAUUAUUUCCAUGUGAUGGAAAUGUAUAAGUAACAAGAUUUGUUUAUUUAUAUACUCAUAUAAUAAAGUACAUAAUAUAUGUACAAGGUUGAAUGUCUUAAAGAAUAUUCAACAUUUUAUAGUAUGAUUGAUAUAUGAUUGAGAAUUUGAGAUAUAUUUGUAGCAAAAUGCCUUCAAAUAUUUGUUCUUAAUAAAAAGAAUUAUU